This is a messenger RNA of Lineus longissimus, 6268 nucleotides long. RefSeq lists its product as uncharacterized. Lineage: Eukaryota; Metazoa; Nemertea; Pilidiophora; Heteronemertea; Lineidae. Gene Ontology annotation, molecular function: protein binding. The transcript is spliced from 34 exons. The coding region runs from base 202 to 5373 and encodes 1723 amino acids. The record is from RefSeq and is a predicted model, not a curated record.
UGGCUGACGUUGGAAAAAAGUGUUCUGCUUUUCACUGACACUUGUUUUCUUGGAUGUUUUUGAUUCAUUAAAUCUCUUUUAAAAGGUUGUAAUUAUCGAAAUGUUGUCUGCAAAUACAAAGCAUUGUUAAAGGGCUUUGAUUGGAUACAGUUUGUCAAUCAAUUUUCACUUUUCAGGUUGCGGACUUGAACCUGGUUAAAAAUGCCUGAGGUUGGUUUGCCCAAGACCCCAACACCUAGUACCACCCUUACCAUAGAUACUGGUGAUGGAGGCAAGACCACAGUCAGUGUCACCCCUGCAGAGUUUGUGGAGAUUGAGAAAACUUUAUCCAAACCUGAUACUGAGGAGAAAAACGAGGAUGAAGAAGAUGGUGAAAAGAUCACUAUUGUCGAAGAUAAAAUCUUUGAUGAAAUUCGCGACAAGAUUCAUCAGAAUUUGGAAAAGCGGUCCUCUACUAUGUCUUUGAUGAGCAGUGCUGAAAGCGUGGACAGAGAAACUUUGAGAACUGCGGAGAAUUUCCAGAUGAUUAACCAUGGCUUCCAACCCAGAGCUUCUUACGAACAGCACAAGAAGUUGACAGAUAUCAUGGGUGUAACAUACAGCAGUCGCCAGAGGCAGUUUGUAAUCCUUGAUGCUAAGGGUAUUACUAUCUGGAAGAAGGAUGCAGUAGGAGCUCAAGUUGUUCGGGCAAUGAACUACCCGAAGUAUGAAUACAGAAUUAUCACUUACUUAGUGUAUGCUAAGAAGUAUAAUGUUUACUUUGGUUUGGGGAAGGACUUUUCUUUAAAGGUACUAAACCGUGACUUCGAUGAGGUCUGCUCAGUGAGUGCGAAUCUUCGCUCAGUGCUUUUCAUGGUGUUUAACCCUGUCAAGGAUGAGCUCAUCACCGGUGGCGUCGGUGGGACCAAGGUCUGGCGGUAUUACCAAGUGGCUGAACAAUCAUGGAGCGAGAUCAAACCAAUGGCGAAUUACAAACUAGGUCUCAAAUAUGAGCUAAAGAAUGUUGGGGGGAGUUGGGUGAAGAGAGUCGACCUUGACCUGAAUCUACAACAUUUGUACUGCUGUUCUGAGAUGGAUUUAUAUGCGUACGAUUUAGAGGGAAAUCUGCUGUUUAAAUUUAUGGGUGCUCAUAACUUGUCAAUCACUGGUUGUUGCUACUCGAUGGCAGCCAAACUUCUAGUCACAUCUUCGAUGGAUUCCGAGGUAAAAGUCUGGGGCAUCCCCGGAGGCCACGUCCACACAUUCCGAGGACACUCACGAGCCGUCACCAAUCUCGUUUUACAUCCUGAUACGUCUGCGUUGUUCCUGACAUCAUCACUAGAUGGCAGUGUAAGGAUGUGGUCGCUUGAUACCAUGGACUGCAUAUACAGCAUUGUGGUAUCUUCAGAAGGCGUAGUCUGGAUGGGCAUCACGGAUGACAAGUUUCUCUAUGUCAGCACUGUACGGACAAUCAUCCUCUGGUCUCUCAACUUCAUCGCUCAGUUCUGGGCCUUGACAAGGAAUACUGUCUCUGCCAUAUCACUCGUUGGCGCCGAGGACAAGACGACUCGUGUUCUCACACUGGGAGAGGACAGCAGUGUGCGUCUCUUUGCCCGUAGCUCCCACAAGAACUUGUCCACUGUUCUCCCACCUCCACCAAUCUCGCCCCUCCAGAGGGUCCUCAGCUUCGCCUACAGUAGGAAACUCAACAUUGUCUACAUCCUCAUCAACCCCCAUGAGGUCUGGCUCUAUACUGUUAGAACAGAUCCAGCAUGCCGGAUUGCUGUUUGGGACAUACACCAGCUUCAGGAGGAUUAUAGGAUAAGGUCACGGUCGCCGAGCCCUACUGAGGGAGGACCUCACAUACCAAAGACCAAGAAAUUUCAUGUUGCUGCCAGUCACUCUACCCACAAUUAUCGAGCCACAGAAGGCGGCCUGGGAAAUGAAGGCGUGGCAGACUGCUCCAGCCUUGCUGUCCUGGACUCUCCCGUCAUAAUGUGGACCGAAGAAGGCUUCUGCUCACCUCUACAAGACCAUUUCCUGUUGCUGGGGAUGGAAGAUGGACGCAUCUUAUUCAUGGACCCUGUUCUCAAGGGACAGAAGCAUCUGGAAUUUAAAGCUUGCAAAGAUCGAAUUCAGAGACUGACGAUAAGCAAGACCUACAACUGUCUUACUGUUUUAUCGCAAUUGAAGGAAUGCGCUUUUAUCCAAAUGUGGUCACUUCCCGGUCUCAAGUUAGAGUACGAGGUCUACUGCCAGAGUGAUGUCAUCUCAUUUGCUAGACUUGACACCUGUUUGCUGACCGGCCAUACCAGUGGCGUUGUCAAUAGCCAUGUCCUCUAUCCUGCUGAAGAUCCUGGGCCACUCAGGCCUAAAGCCACGAUCCCUGCAGUGGACCCAAUCCCCACUGAUACGCUGAAGACAGAUCAUAGAACUCCAGUCAUUGCCUUGGACAGCUGUCCAAAGAUGGGCGUGUUUUGCUCAUGCAGCUCUGAUGGUGCCAUAAAGGUUUGGAUAGAAGGCAAGGUGCUACUGACGGAGAUUAUGUUAGACGAUGAAGUCAGUGCGGCCAUCUUCUUCAACGACCGCGCUGACCUUCUCAUUGGGUACAAGAACCAUCUCUUCCUAAUCGAUGGCAGUAAAGUUGUUCCGUGUAUGAAGUUGGGUGAACUGGAAGAUGAAUUUGAUAAAGAGUCUGACAUCUAUGAAGAUCCAGCUGUAGCGUUUGAAGGAGUGCAGGAAGACCCAGACCCCGUUGACUUAGACAACUAUUUGGUGCCGUAUAACAUGGAGUUCUCAGAUGAUUUUCUCAUUGGCAAGAAACCACUUGUUGAGGUGGAAGAAGAAGAAUCAGAGGAAGAAGAAGAGGGCUCUGAAUUGUCUUGGGCACCGACUGAAAUCUACUUCUCACCAGACGACAUGCCCAGUGAAAGGUCAUUGCUCGAUCUGACCUUGACCACGGAUGUAUCCAAGUAUGACCUUCAACAACAAAUGAAGGUGACAGAGAAGUUAGAAGCCACUCAGAAAACGGCUCAACCACAUGCCGGGGGGCGCAGAAGGCGACGACUUCGCCAGCAGGUCUGCAGUCUGGCUGACAUUGCCCAGGAAAUGAAGGAGAAAGAAACCGUGGCCCAUGCUAUCAGAACUACCCUGCCGACAUUUGGAAUUUCCCCUGGUCCCACCCCCUCUGUUUCUCCUGCAUCUACACCGACUGCUGCCAUGUCGGAGGAUGAGCUGUCUUUAAAGUCAGAUGAAGAGGAGACACCUGUUGAAGGGGAAGUUGAAGUGAAAGAAGGCAAAACGGUUCAAGUCAAAGAAGAAGAAAAGAAAAAACCAGAGAAAAAGGACAAAGUUGAGGAAAAACCAAAAGAAACUGCCACCAGCGAGGAACCUGCUCAGAGAAAGCAGUCUGUUGCUAGGAGUCGUUUCGAUGCAGUCGAUAUUCGAGCGUUGAUGGCAGAUGCAAGGAAACAGGUUCCAAAGAAGGAACCGCCAAAGAAGGCACCAGAUCACAGCCAUGUUCGACAGCCGGAGACACCUGCUGAGAGACAAACAGGUCUGGCUGCAGCUCAGAUAGUGCCCAGGAAACCUGUGAAGAAGAAGGAGGCAUCAAAGAAUAGGAAGCUCCCCAAGAGAGGGAGCAAACUCACACCAGCCAGAAAACCUGAUGCCCCCUCGCCUGUGUCUGCAGUUGCUAGUUCAUUGGCAGCGACUGGGACCCUGACUGCAGAACAGAAAAAGGGACUGCAGGCUGGGGAACCGGUCAAAAUUAUGCGGCCCAAGGUCCCUGCGUCUGCUGAGCAGCCAACGGACAGCGAUGAUGAAGAUGAAGUGUGGUCGUCUGAUGAUGAGGAAAUCCUAAGGGUAACUGGCGAACCAGGAGAGGCUGACCGUGAACCACGGAAAACGUCCGGCGUGCGACGAAGGUCGGCCAAAUCGAAAACGAAGCAACCGGAUGUAGUUUUUGAUGGGCCGAUGUAUGAUGGCGCUUCGGUAAAAGGAAGUGAGAUUGGUGUGACUGUUGAGGAGGCAGGGAUGAUGAAGACUGCGGAUGAAGGGGGAGCAGCGGAGGCCACGAGUGAGGGCGGCUUAAAGGUGAUGACAGAAAUGCAGGCUAACAUUCUUCCCAAGUCGAAAAGUCCUGCUGGUGCUGUCCAGUUGGGUAUUGAACCAAUGCUUGAGAUGGGACAUGGUGCCGACGCCAUGUACCGGGCUGCCAAGAUGGCCUGGGUACAGAGACAUUAUGGCUCAAAGUCAGGAGAGACUCUAAAGGUUCUAAAGAAUUACAGCAGAAUGGAAGAUGACGAGACCUCUCCAGAAUACGGCCACGUCACACGCGUCUCGACAUCUGACCGAGGACGGAAGUCAAAAUCGGCGGAUAGUCGUCAUCGUGCCAGUAGCGCCCUCACAAUGGAAACAGAUUUUACCAUUGACGAACAAGACGAGGGGGACUUUGAUGAUGGAGAGAGUCUGUUUUGGGAGAUGAACGUUUCGACUAGACAACGUCAGCGACCUGUAACAGGUUUGACACGAUAUCGUCCAUUGUCUGGACAUGACAUGAUUCCAAGAAAACCAAGACCUUUUACUGCCCUUGUGACCAAUAAAGAAAAGGAUAUCUACAGGGUCAUGGAAGAGUUGUUCACAAAAUACAAGCAAGCUGGAAUCUCCCUUGACAAGCUUUACAAGAAUGAUGGGACAAACUUUGAAGACAACUGGCAAGAACGCAUGAUUGAAAGGCACAUGUUGAUGAAAAUGCAGAAAGAGUACCGUGCUCAGAGUGCCGCACACCGCCGCCAUCUACUGGAGAUGAGACAGAAACAAAAGCGGAAACAGCUCUUGGGGCAUCGGGAGUGCGACGGAGAAUCUGGCUAUUUCACGCGUUCUGAAGCCUCGCUCUCAUUGGGGCAUGUAGAGAGGGCAAACAGUGUACCGGUGGGUUACGGUCGACACCACCUUCCAUCAACGCCCGUCCCACCACCGCCGUCACGGCCACAGACACAACAAGAGAUACGAGUCAGAUCUGCCUUUGCUGCUCAGAAAGACCAGCAGAAGGCUGAACUUAAUUCAGAAAUGCCAUUCAGAUUAAAAAUGCAGCGGCAAAGCUCUGAGGAAGCAAAUCUGCGAUUGCAAAAGAAAUCCUCAACCCACAUUGACCCACGGUUAUUUGACCCGAGAAAUCCAUUUAAUGUUCUGCGUCCGGUCUCAAGUAAAUCUAUACCAAGCAAAUGCAGUCACUACGUAUUAGUCUCGCAUCCGAAAACGGGGAGUUCCAAAGUUGUACCGUCUCCGUUGGAGGAGCAGCUCAUCCAGGAUCGCUUUCCGCAGUUCAAGAAAAAAUGGUUAGGAAAUGAGGGGCAAAAGAAUCGACACUUUCCUGCUCAUGGGUGGACGUAGCACGCAUUGAAACCAGAAAGGACUGUUGGAAUGUGUUAAGUGGAUAGCUAACCAGCUGUGAAGCACCGGGGCCGAACAAACUGCUGGUGUUGUGACUGUCGGAAUGCUCCCUCAGUAGUACUGUGCGGUGCUUUAUACUUUCAUAGCAGGACUUAAGCUCAUCAAGUAUUAAAAAAGGGACAAUGUUAUUUCUGUUAGAAAGAUCUGAUGGACAUUCAGCCACGGUCAGAGAGUUUGGGAACAGUUAUCUAAUCUAAUAGUAUUUGUCCAUCCCUACGAAGACGGAUUGUGGAAGCUGAAAAACAAUGGUUGUAGAUUGCAAUGGUGCACUUGUGGCAAUGGCUAGGAGGUUAGUGUAUACCAUAAGAGAUGUUGUGAUGGGCCUUUGGCUGUGGCUAUGGGGAAGCUGGUGUAAUUAUUUUGCCAGACCAAUUUAGUGCAAUGCUCGGAUCAAUCUUUUCUCCGUCCAAAAAUUGUAUAGUAUGAGUAUGUGUCAUUUGAUAUUCCGUCCAUGAACAUUGCCGUCCAAAAGUUGUAUACAUUCAUUUUGACUUGAGAUUUUAAAACUGAUAUUGAUUUGGCAAUUGUAACUAACCCACAAAGCCUGUAGAACAUGGGAAACCAGGGUUUCCCUCUGUAAUGGAAUCAGACUAUUAUUGUACUCAGAGGUACAAUACAAUACAAUACAUGCGAAACAAAAUUUGUGAUAACUUGUACAAAGUUGUAAAUUAUAAUGUAUAUUUUGAUAUUGUCUAAAUGUACUAGUGAACCUCUUGACGUACUGUUUCUGCCGGGAGUAAUUUGUGAUUCUGGAUGCUGAAAACAGCCUCAAGGGGUAUGUUGAUUAAAAAUCAGUUGUUAUAACUGUACAAUAAAGUUUGUGCGGUUGAAUGAA